Mucor mucedo is the source of this 1331-nucleotide messenger RNA. RefSeq lists its product as uncharacterized. The transcript has 3 exons. Lineage: Eukaryota; Fungi; Mucoromycota; Mucoromycetes; Mucorales; Mucoraceae. The coding region runs from base 77 to 1021 and encodes 314 amino acids. The record is from RefSeq and is a predicted model, not a curated record.
UUUUUUUUUUUUUUUUGGUUUUUCUGUCUGCCUUUUUUUUAUUAUUAUUAACUAUUUAUUCCCCUACUCCCAAAAAAUGAAAGCUUGCGUUAGUGUUGAUUAUUUAUCGCAUGAAUGGUCAUGUAGUGAUUUAAUCCAAGCACAUCGAGAACUUCGUCGGCAGAAAUCCAAAACGGCAUUUGCUAUGAUGAACAAACCACUGACACGGAAAGAACAGAAAAAAUUCUCCAUGGAAACCGUUCGACAAGUUCGAUACCAAAAUGCAAUCUGGAGAGAAAUGGCACGAUCCUGCACAAACAAUCUCAGUGGCUCCAAUCCAAUGAUACAUCCAUCAGCCGUGAAUUGGCAAAAAGAGUCUGAUAUUACAUGGCUCUACGGACCUUUGUAUAUGCCACCUGAAUCAUCAUCUGAUUUAAAUACCCAUCCAUCAUUAUCAUUUUUAUCACCCACCCUCAUUCCACCUUGUACAAAGAAACCACUCUCACUCAAACCCGUCUUAAAAAAGCGUGCACCCACCAGCGUCAUGCUGCAAAGAGACUAUUGGAUCACCAACGAUCGUUAUUGGUCGAAAUGUGUUUCCGAAUCAGGCAAACAAAGUGUACGAUUUAAUCCCAAUAUCACCCAAGUGAAAUACCUACCAGAAACUCCCGUCAAGGAAUCCUUGCAUAAAUCCUCAUACUUUGAUCUCGAUUCAGAUAACGAAGAAGAGGACGAAGAUGAAGAUGAAGAGAUAUGGAAGGUGUUACUUCAGGUGGGUUCCUAUCUCAAGAGCGUCUUAUUCAUAUCCCUCUUUGGACCUCCACAGAAAAAGAAGGAGCAAGAGGCACAAAUGGUGAAGACAGUACCGCCCAAAAAUAAUAUGAAAGUGCUUGUGCAAUUAUGUGCUUCUGCAAUGUCAUUUACCGCCUGGAUCAUGUACGGAUCAUUUUCUACGCUUCUGAAUCGUACCCCUUUUGCAUCCAUUCGACAAACAACAACAAAAAAGACGUCCUUGUCCGAUCGAAGAGUCAUUGCUGUCUAAUCACUUGUGAAUACCCUUUAUAUAUAUAUAAAAAAAUCGUGUGAAAUAGAUUUCAUCCUUCCCCUCCUUUUCUAUAAUGUAUACAUUUUAAUAUCCUAUAAAUCAUUUUUUUUUUCAUAUCUAUAUAUUUUAUCUAUCCGUGCUUAUCAAGGGAGGAAGAUGUAAUUAAAAUUAUUACAUGCAGUGGGAAAAAAAAAAGUUACGCAAGUUUAUCUUCAAGGGGGUUAUGAUAACCCUAAUUUAGGGUGCGAACGAUAAAUCUUGUCACUUUGGGAAAUUUAAAUUUCUGUAACUGAAAAAGAAAUCUUGU